UGUGUCUGCACAGUUCCUGAUCUGGUGACACUGGUUUUGUUUUUAAACUGUGGAUUCAAGGAACCUCGCGGCAAUCAUUUUCUAAAGCUCUUGCGAUGUGAAAGUGAUUGACUGCUUAUUCUUUCGUGCAGUGUGGGCAUGGCUGGCUAUUAAUUGCCCUUGGGGCAGUUAAGAGUCACAAACAUUGCAGUAGGUCUGAAGUGAUGUGGAGGCCAGACCAGUGCAGAUUAACCUUGCCGGGUUUUAAUCGAACCUAGCCAUGACGACGCAUGUCACCCUGGAGGAUGCUCUGUCCAAUGUGGACCUUCUGGAGGAGUUACCUCUCCCUGACCAGCAACCAUGCAUCGAACCACCUCCCUCCUCCAUCAUGUACCAGGCGAACUUUGACACCAACUUUGAAGACAGGAAUGCAUUUGUUACUGGGAUCGCCAGGUACAUCGAACAGGCCACAGUACACUCGAGCAUGAAUGAGAUGCUGGAGGAGGGACAUGAAUACGCAGUGAUGCUGUACACCUGGAGGAGCUGCUCACGAGCUAUUCCACAGGUCAAGUGCAAUGAGCAACCAAACCGUGUGGAGAUUUACGAAAAGACAGUCGAGGUUCUGGAACCAGAGGUCACCAAACUGAUGAAGUUCAUGUAUUUCCAGCGCAAAGCAAUCGAGCGUUUCUGUAGCGAGGUGAAAAGGCUGUGUCACGCUGAGAGACGUAAGGACUUCGUGUCAGAGGCGUAUCUGCUGACCCUGGGCAAGUUCAUCAACAUGUUCGCUGUGCUGGACGAGCUGAAGAAUAUGAAAUGUAGCGUCAAGAAUGACCACUCGGCUUACAAGAGGGCUGCCCAGUUCCUGAGGAAAAUGGCUGACCCCCAAUCCAUCCAGGAAUCUCAGAACCUUUCCAUGUUCUUGGCAAAUCACAACAGAAUAACCCAGUGCCUGCACCAGCAGCUGGAGGUGAUCCCUGGUUAUGAGGAACUCCUGGCUGAUAUCGUCAAUAUCUGCGUCGAUUACUACGAGAAUCGAAUGUACCUGACCCCCAGCGAGAAACACAUGCUGCUGAAGGUGAUGGGCUUCGGACUGUAUCUGAUGGAUGGAAAUGUGAGCAAUAUCUACAAACUGGACACCAAGAAACGGAUAAACCUCAGUAAAAUCGACAAGUUCUUCCGGCAGCUGCAAGUGGUGCCGUUGUUCGGGGAUAUGCAGAUAGAAUUGGCCAGAUACAUUAAGACCAGUGCUCACUAUGAGGAGAACAAAUCCAAGUGGACGUGUACACAGAGUAGUAGCAGCCCCCAGUAUAAUAUCUGUGAGCAGAUGGUGCAGAUCCGGGAUGACCACAUUCGUUUCAUCUCUGAGCUCGCGCGCUACAGUAACAGCGAGGUUGUGACAGGAUCAGGAUUGGACAGCCAGAAGUCAGAUGAAGAAUACCGAGAGCUGUUUGACUUGGCAUUGCGAGGCCUUCAGCUCCUCUCGAAGUGGAGUACUCACGUCAUGGAAGUGUAUUCCUGGAAGUUGGUUCAUCCCACGGAUAAAUUCUGUAACAAGGAUUGUCCGGGCACUGCCGAAGAGUAUGAAAGGGCGACUCGCUAUAACUACACGAGUGAGGAGAAAUUUGCACUGGUUGAGGUGAUCGCAAUGAUUAAAGGGCUGCAGGUGCUGAUGGGCCGUAUGGAGAGCGUCUUUAACCAGGCCAUCCGGAAUACCAUCUACGCAGCGCUGCAGGAUUUUGCUCAGGUGACCCUGAGAGAGCCACUCCGACAGGCCACUCGCAAGAAGAAGAACGUCCUCAUCAGCGUACUUCAGGCAAUCAGGAAGACAAUCUGCGACUGGGAAAAUGGCCGGGAACCUGCCAAUGAUCCUUGUCUGAAGGGGGAUAAGGAUCCGAAAGGGGGCUUUGACAUUAAAGUGCCUCGUCGUUCAGUUGGUCCAUCAAGUACACAGUUGUAUAUGGUGAGGACCAUGCUGGAGUCCCUCAUUGCUGACAAGAGUGGCUCCAAGAAGACACUACGUAGCAGCCUUGAUGGUCCAAUUGUAAUCGCUAUCGAGGACUUUCACAAACAGUCUUUCUUCCACACACACCUCCUCAACUUCAGUGAAUCGCUGCAGCAGUGCUGUGACCUGUCCCAGCUCUGGUUCCGAGAAUUCUUCCUGGAGUUGACCAUGGGCCGAAGGAUCCAGUUUCCCAUUGAGAUGUCGAUGCCGUGGAUUCUGACGGACCAUAUUCUGGAGACCAAAGAGCCCUCCAUGAUGGAAUAUGUUUUGUACCCACUGGACCUGUACAACGACAGUGCCUAUUACACUCUGACCAAGUUCAAAAAGCAGUUCCUGUAUGACGAGAUUGAAGCGGAGGUGAACCUCUGCUUUGACCAAUUUGUUUACAAGUUGGCUGAUCAAAUCUUUGCUUAUUACAAGGCGAUGGCUGGCAGCGUAUUGUUGGAUAAAAGGUUCCGGGCAGAAUGCAAGAACUAUGGAGUCAUCAUUCCCUACCCACCGUCCAAUCGCUAUGAGACGUUACUGAAACAGAGACAUGUACAGCUUUUGGGAAGGUCCAUCGACCUCAACAGACUCAUCACUCAGAGGAUCUCAGCUGCUAUGUACAAGUCUCUGGAUCACGCGAUCAGCCGAUUCGAGAGUGAGGAUUUGACGUCCGUUGUGGAAUUGGAGUGGCUGUUUGAGGUCAACCGUCUCACCCAUCGUCUCCUAUGCAAACACAUGACCCUGGACAGCUUUGACGCCAUGUUCAGGGAGGCCAAUCAUAACGUAUCUGCUCCGUACGGACGAAUCACGCUUCAUGUCUUUUGGGAACUCAACUUUGACUUCCUGCCCAACUAUUGCUACAACGGAUCAACAAAUCGGUUUGUUCGGACAGCGAUUCCCUUUACAGAUGAGCCUCAGAGGGAUAAACCAGCCAGUGUCCAGCCAUAUUACCUUUAUGGGUCAAAGCCCCUGAACAUUGCCUUCACACACAUCUACAGCGUCUUCCGCAACUUUGUGGGACCCCCUCACUUCAAGACCAUCUGCCGCUUGCUGGGCUACCAAGGUAUCGCUGUGGUGAUGGAGGAGCUCCUGAAAAUCGUCAAAAGUCUGCUACAGGGAACCAUCCUGCAGUAUGUGAAGACCUUGAUUGAGGUAAUGCCCAAGAUCUGCCGGCUGCCUCGACAUGAAUAUGGAUCCCCAGGGAUCCUUGAAUUUUUCCACCACCAGCUCAAGGACAUCAUUGAGUAUGCGGAACUGAAGACCGAUGUGUUCCAAAGUCUCAGGGAAGUUGGCAAUGCGAUCCUUUUCUGCCUGCUCAUCGAGCAAGCCUUGUCUCAAGAAGAGGUUUGUGAUCUUCUGCACGCAGCACCUUUCCAGAACAUUCUACCUAGGGUCUACAUCAAAGAGGGUGAACGAUUGGAGGUCCGAAUGAAACGUUUAGAAGCAAAAUAUGCUCCUCUGCACCUUGUUCCUUUAAUCGAAAGGCUGGGGACACCACAGAACUUUUCGCAGCGAUGGAAAGACAAUCUACCAGUCAGUCAAAUAGCCAUCGCCCGUGAAGGAGACCUGCUCACCAAGGAGCGUCUGUGCUGCGGCCUGUCCAUGUUUGAGGUGAUCCUGACCCGCAUUCGGAGCUAUCUGCAGGAUCCAGUGUGGAAGGGACCUCCUGCGACAAACGGGGUCAUGCAUGUGGAUGAGUGCGUGGAAUUCCAUCGGCUGUGGAGCGCGAUGCAGUUUGUUUACUGUAUUCCCGUCGGGACCAAUGAGUUCACGGCCGAGCAGUGCUUCGGGGAUGGUUUGAACUGGGCUGGAUGUUCGAUCAUCGUUCUCCUGGGGCAACAGCGACGUUUUGACUUGUUCGAUUUCUGUUACCACUUACUGAAGGUUCAGAGGCAGGACGGCAAGGAUGAGAUUAUAAAGAACGUGCCUCUGAAGAAGAUGGCGGACAGGAUCAGGAAGUACCAGAUCUUGAACAAUGAGAUUUUCGCCAUGUUGAACAAGUACCUCAAGUCAGUGGAGAACGACAGCUCAACGGUUGAGCACGUGCGUUGUUUCCAGCCACCGAUUCACCAAUCCCUGGCCACCACCUGCUAGAAGUGACACUGACCUUUGACCCGUGACCCUCGUUCAGGAGGAGAUCCAGAUGCAGAAGUGAGCUCAAGAGUCUUCAAGGACCCCAUUUCUGGUUCAGUUUACAGUGGUAUCUGGAUUCCCUAAUGAUCCUAACCCUCAACUACGGGUCAGAGGGGUUUAUCCCUUAACCCCUCCAUGUCACUUUAUUUCAACUGAGCCAUUUAGGGACAAAAACAAAAUUUCACUUUGGCCCCUGAGUAUUUGCAGCUAAAACUGAGCUGCCUUGUGGUGGAUAUUUGGGAGUGAGCUUAAUCUUGCUGUUAGGAGGGUUCACAUGGGAGCAACAUGAUUUAUUGGUCAAUUCUGCUGUGCGUCCUGUCCUGUACACGUACCAUACUCUCGGAUUGUUAAUGUUGUGUUAUUGUAAUCUGGUGCUCCCUAGACACCAAACCCAUGCCACCUGCUAUAUCUAAGCACUUUGCUGAGCCCUAGUGACGGUGUGACGGGAGUUCCCUGAGGGUUUUAGUGAGUAGUGUCAGAAAUUAAGAGCACAAUGUAAGUUCCCCAUGGAAGUUUAUGGUCACCUUGCCUGUCACUCCACAGAUUCUUUCCUUAAACGCCUCUGAUCUCUCGCAUAUUUGGAAGGAAGUGUUUUGGUGUGUAAGGUUACAUUUCUAUAGAUCCUAUCCCAAAGUGCUUCACAGUUAAUGGUCUAUUUCAGAAAGCCAAUUGGUGGAGGAUGGAACUGGAGCUAAUCAUUGCACAUUUAUUUAUUUACAGAGUUACAUGGUACAAGAAUACACCUAUCCUAGGAAUUUAAUUUUGGGCUUUUGUCUAGCUUCAGGGGCUCAGAAGUAUUUUUAAUCAACCUGUUUAGAGAUGUUACGACACAACUCUGGAGCAGAUGGUUAAAAAUCACACAACACCAGGUUAUAGU
Messenger RNA from Chiloscyllium plagiosum (whitespotted bambooshark), 4976 nucleotides. It is a transcript of the gene cyfip2, whose product is annotated as cytoplasmic FMR1 interacting protein 2. The record is from RefSeq and is a predicted model, not a curated record. Gene Ontology annotation, molecular function: small GTPase binding. Lineage: Eukaryota; Metazoa; Chordata; Chondrichthyes; Orectolobiformes; Hemiscylliidae. Gene Ontology annotation, biological process: regulation of actin filament polymerization.